Molecule: messenger RNA, 504 nt
Organism: Aspergillus novofumigatus IBT 16806
Lineage: Eukaryota; Fungi; Ascomycota; Eurotiomycetes; Eurotiales; Aspergillaceae
Exons: 4
Coding region: 1-504 (167 amino acids)
Source: RefSeq, a predicted model, not a curated record
AUGCACGAUCCUCCUGGUACGACGAUAUUUGAUGUCGCUGGGGGACCUGAACGGAAUACACUAGCCCGAUACCCUCAUAUGACCCAAAUCAGCCACUGGUGUGCCUUUCAUGAGCAGCCUUCAUUUGACGUCCUUGAGCUGACAGGAGCUGUGAAGAACUGGAACAUAAACGCAACGCUGUGCGAUUCACUAUUUUGGAGCUCUGGGGUUUUUGCUCACUUUUGCUACGUAAACAUAUGCAUGCAGGUGGCGGGUCUUUCCCUUGGGGCUAUGCUGUUCAUCCCACCGGCGAUUCAAUGUGGCGCUCGGCCAGUUCGCAUUAUAACUUCCUGCACGACUUUGUCACAGCAGUCUGGCAAGCCAGGAUGGCAACUUUGCGUCAGUGGCUGCGUCAAUGAAGCUCUCAUGCCUAUGGCGAUCUCGGACCUAUUCUUCGUUCAUCAACAUGGCUCCAUGGAAGGCCUCUUCCUGAUGGCGAUAUUAGUUGACGUGGAACCAGACUGA